AUGGAGGGUUUUUCUAGAUUCAUGGACAGAGUAGCUAAUCAAGGCCUAUUUAGUGGCUUCUAUGUUUCACCCAAAAAUAUCAUAGUCAAUCACCUUCAUUAUGCAGAUGACACUAUUUUCUUUGUCGAUAACAAAAAGGAGGAGUUACACAACUUGUUUUCUGCAUUGCAUUGUUUUGAGUUUAUUGUCGUCCUAAAGGUAAAUACUUAUAAAACUCGCCUCAUUGCUAUUGGAGAUGUUCUUCACCUAUCUACUUGGGCAGAAGAAUUCAUCUGUUCAACUGAUUGUUUAACAUUUAUGUAUUUGGGGAUGCCACUUAGUGCAAAGUCUGGUUCAAAACUAAUAUGGGAUCCAAUUAUAGAGAAGUUUGAUGCUAGGUUAUCUGUGUGGAGGAGAAUAUCUUUAUCUAGAGGACGUAAACAGUUAAUCAAUAUCACAAUAUAUGAUGAAUCAGAACGAAUAAGAAAGCAGAAGAAAGAAUAA
Papaver somniferum (opium poppy) is the source of this 483-nucleotide messenger RNA. RefSeq lists its product as uncharacterized. Lineage: Eukaryota; Viridiplantae; Streptophyta; Magnoliopsida; Ranunculales; Papaveraceae. The record is from RefSeq and is a predicted model, not a curated record. The transcript has a single exon. Bases 1 to 483 code for a protein of 160 amino acids.